CGCCCAGUCACCGCCCACCGUGCGGAGUUCCAGUCAAGGGGCGUUUCCCGCUGCCGGCGCGGUAGUCGCGGGGUCACGGCGUCCAGGCCAGCUGCCUCAGCUCUGUAGUGUCUUGGGACUGAGGAGCCGCGUUCUGCGCUCAGCACCCGAAGCGGGCCGGCCAGCCGGAACGUCGGCGAGAGCUGUGGGUGGUUCGAAGUCGCUCCUGAAGCAGCCGCAUUUUAAAAGUAGGGCUGUUGCUGCGGCGGUGGAAGGAGGCAUAGCCACCAUUUUAAGCGAAAAGCAGCUUUAUAUUGAGUUCCAGAAGGAGCCGAUAGGUGACCCUACGGUCAACCAUGGUGCAGUUUUUAUAGUUGCAUUAUUUCGAGCCGCCAAUUACGAUUUUAUUGGUACAUCAUCUUAAAAUUGCGCUUCCUGCAGAGCGGCGACAAAUAGUGAAGCCAAGAGCGGACAUCUUUAUUGAUGGCAGCCCUCACAACAUUGGGACACUCCCUUCGCUUAUUGGUUGCUCUAGGAGCAGGCGCUUCCGGACUGGCCAAUCGUCUCGCGACUUCCAUCCGCUGUCCGCCAUCUUACCUUUGGUCAUGCUCAACCGCAGCAGUGUUUGGUGAAGCCUCUAGUCGCCUUCUUGGUUGAGGGCGGAAGCGAGGACUGCGUAGCGCGGGCGGUGGCCGCACAGUUCUGUAUCCACGUGGUAGCGGCGCUCAGGAUGCUUCGCCGUGAGGCCCGCCUGCGCCGCGAGUACCUGUACCGCAAAGCCCGCGAGGAGGCGCAGCGCGUGGCCCAGGAGAAGAAGGAGAAGGUGCGGCGCGCGCUCGAAGAGAACCGUCUGAUCCCCACGGAGCUGCGCAGGGAGGCCCUGGCCUUGCAGGGCUCCCUGGAGUUCGACGACGCUGGCGGUGAAGGUGUGACCAGCCAUGUGGAUGAUGAGUAUCGUUGGGCAGGGGUUGAGGAUCCCAAGGUCAUGAUCACUACUUCCCGAGACCCCAGCUCCCGCCUCAAGAUGUUUGCAAAGGAGCUGAAGCUGGUGUUUCCCGGCGCCCAGCGCAUGAACCGCGGCCGACACGAGGUGGGGGCGCUGGUGCGAGCCUGCAAAGCCAACGGGGUCACGGACCUGCUGGUCGUCCAUGAGCACCGAGGCACUCCUGUGGGGCUCAUUGUCAGCCACCUGCCCUUCGGCCCCACCGCGUACUUCACGCUGUGCAACGUGGUCAUGCGGCACGACGUCCCCGACCUGGGCACCAUGUCGGAAGCCAAGCCCCACCUCAUCAUGCACGGCCUCUCCUCCCGCCUGGGCAAGCGGGUCUCCGACAUCCUUCGUUACCUGUUCCCUGUGCCCAAAGAUGACAGCCACCGGGUCAUCACCUUUGCCAACCAGGACGACUACAUCUCCUUCCGGCACCACGUGUACAGGAAGACCGGCCACCGAGACGUGGAGCUGACUGAGGUCGGGCCCCGCUUUGAGCUGAAGUUGUACAUGAUCCGCCUUGGCACUCUGGAGCAGGAGGCCACCGCAGACGUGGAGUGGCGCUGGCACCCCUACACAAACACCGCACGCAAGAGGGUCUUCCUGAGCACAGAGUGAGGCCUGGGCGGCGCGUCUGCUGUGGGCCGUGGGCUCAGGACAGCAGGCAGGGCAGGUCCAAUAAAGUCUGCCACGCUGCCCC
Messenger RNA from Phyllostomus discolor (pale spear-nosed bat), 1667 nucleotides. RefSeq names its product IMP U3 small nucleolar ribonucleoprotein 4 (gene IMP4). The transcript is spliced from 9 exons. NCBI's taxonomy places the organism in Eukaryota, Metazoa, Chordata, Mammalia, Chiroptera, Phyllostomidae. The coding region runs from base 710 to 1585 and encodes 291 amino acids. Gene Ontology annotation, biological process: rRNA processing. Gene Ontology annotation, cellular component: nucleolus; small-subunit processome; Mpp10 complex. Gene Ontology annotation, molecular function: snoRNA binding; rRNA primary transcript binding. The record is from RefSeq and is a predicted model, not a curated record.